ACUACUGCACAGUGGUUUUGUAAUGCAUGCAGAUACUGGUGAGGCAAAUAGACUAUAAGUCUAGCAAUGCAUGCUGGUUCUACAGCAUUAUAUCGCACUGUAAGAAUAGUUGCAGCGGCGUUCCGCUUACUGCCUAUAAGUCGCCAUUGUUUCUUAAAGUGAGCAAAUGAGUAAACGAACAAAGAGACUAAAAUCAAUGUACAAUAGUGAAUAUUGUAUUUCCUUAUCAAUAAAAACUAAUCAAAAAUUAGGAAUAAUAAAUAGCAUGUUCUAUGCUUUAAAUUUUAUGUUAUUUUCUUAUUUAUUUAUGUAGAAUUAAAAAAUCGACAAAAGAAUUUAGAAAUCGCAUUUUGAAAAAAAAUGCAUUCAAUAUUUAUUUCUUAAUUGUGAUGCUUAAUAUAAUAGUGAUGCUUUUAUAAUUUUUGCAGUGAUAAUAGUGAUGCUAAGUGUUGUGUUCUUCCAUGCUAGAAUCAGUGAAAGAAAAAUCUUAAUAGACAAUCCAAUUGUAUUUAAUGCGUUUCUUUGAUUGCUGAUUAAUUAAAUUAAUUAUCGCGGGAAAAACUUUUACAAUUAAAAAAAUCAAAUUUCUUGUGGUCAUUCAUUAUUUUUUUUUUUUAAAAAUUAUUGUUUACAUAGUGAUAAAGAUUUCGUAAUUAUUAUUUAUUAUUGUUAUAUUAUAAUCUGCUUGAACGAAAUUCGAACAAUUUUUUUUAUAUCUAAAAAUUGAAUUUUCAUUUUGUGGAACAUUAUGUGAUACUCUCUAGACCUUGCUAUUUGCUUCCUCCAUCAUUUUCGCGUUUGUGAUGAUCAAUAUAAAAAGAAUGCAAGAAUUUUUUUUAUAUCAAGAAAAACGUUUUUGUUAUAUGACAACAAUGUUAAUAUUGUUGCUAUUAUAUCUAAGUGAUGUACAUCUUGCAAAUGGCUCAUGCGAGUUUCCCAUUGCAUGGACUGGAGAAUGGUAUCAAUAUGGAAAACCAGUAUCAAUUACUGUAAAUACAACAUUUCUGGGUGAAAGGAUGUGUGUAGAACGGUCAGAACAUUCUUAUAUUGUAUACGGUGAUAAUUGCUAUUAUUGUAUAAUUGUUAAUGAUCGACAUGAGAAUGUGAUUCAAUUUCGUGAAGGAUGGUGCAAUGCUGAACAAACCACUUUGGAUGAUAUGUGUUCAAAUACAAUUAAAUCCGAUGAUACUUUAUAUUCAAUGUUUCGUGUUAAUUCCAAACCAAUACCCUGCCCUUUUAGUGGACCAUCAUUUACAUUUACCUAUGAUAAAGGUUUUGGUGAAUGUGCAAUGCCUAUUAGUCUUGGAGAGAAAUGCACUGAUGAAAGUAAAUUGCUUCUCAAAUAUCAGGCUUGUCCAGAUAUUGAACGAAGUGAAAGUAACACGGAAGAAUUACAAUGUCUUGCUGUAUGGAACGAUGGUCGUAAUAAAUAUCUUGUUGGAACAUUGAAAGGAAGAAGUAUAUCGGGUGCCGAAAAAACAUAUAGAUGUUUUCUGUAUGAAGAGAAAACGCAUCAUCAGGGAAAAGUAGUUUAUUUACUCGCUCAAUCAGGCGAGCCAACUUGUAACGGCUUAACUACUGUUUCUGAAGGAUCACCAACUAUAAAACUUACAAAAGUUGAUAAAGAGCACAACAGAUGUAAAUAUCCUUCGUGGAUUACUGAACAUCAUGACUGGCGUUCUUUGGAUGGUUCUAAAAUUUAUCAUUUCACAAAUAAAAAUGCAACACUUAAAAUUAAAAUACAAAAAGUCGAUGGAGAUAUGUUUCAUGAAGAAAAGAUUGUCUGUCAUAAUUUAGAAAAAUUAUAUCCAACAGAAAAUUCACAAGGAUAUAAAGUAAAGUUAAUCGCUCAUGUUACUAGUGGAUGUGAUAUUGGUUAUGUUUGUAUGAUAUUUCACAAAAGAGAUCAUCACAUUAUAGAAUUACAACAAUCAAAUCAAAAAGCUAUAAUGCCAGAUGAAGCAUGUUCUCUUAUAGAUAUAUCUACAAUGCCAUAUACCACUUUAAUAAGUUCUUCAUUACGUCAAAGAAAAUGUCCUAAUCCUGGACGAUACAUUGUACUUGGACCAUUUGAUAUAUCUACUUCGUUUCACCAACAACAUCAUAAUGAAAGACAUUCUAAAAUUAUUAAAAGAACUUGGCAUGAAGAAUUACCUCAAAAAGAAUUACACGAACAAUAUCAACAAAUUCAUCAUCAUCAUCAUCAUCAUCAUCAUCAUCAUCAUCAUCAUCAUCAACAACAACAACAAUAUGAAGGAGAACAACAUCAACAACAAAAAGGAGAUUGUAAGAGUACCAAUGUUCAAAUAGGUUGUGUCUCAUCAAAUCAGACAGAAAUUGUUAUUGGAAAAACAUGUGAUACUGAAGAAACAACAUAUUAUUGUCAUGGCAGUUGGAAAGAAAAAGAUACUUGGUAUACAAUAGUGUCACUAAAAACCAAUCAAGCUUCUUUAAGUUUCGGACAAACUUUUUGUUUCUCUAUGCGAUUUACUAAUAAUAUAGAAAAAACAUCCAUGACUGCAAAAGCGGCUAAAACAAAAGUCUCUGAACAAAAACUUUGGUUAACUAAAUUAGAUCGCAUUUGUCGCAGAGAACAAGUUGAAGAUGAACGGUCUUAUACACUUAUUAAUCAAGGCAUUUGCGAAGACGUGGAAAAAGUGUAUUCUAGUUUAGCAUCACUUUUUUCUAAUUCUAGAAUCUUAUAUAUUGCAGUUAUAGGAAAUUAUGCCGCAUACAUAUUUUUAAUAAGAUGAUAUGCCACUUCCACAUGAAUUGAAUAUUUUUAAUAGAAUUUCUUUUUUUAUUUUAUUAUUAUUAUAAUUUUUCUUCUUCUUCUUCUUCUUCUUCUUCUUAUUAUUAUUAUUAUUAUUAUCAUUAAUAUUGAUAUUAUUAUUAUUAUUAUUAUUAUUAUUAAGUAUUAAGCAUGUGGAUUCAACUAAACACAGAAAACGAUCAACAAACCUCUACGAUUUUUUAAUUUCUAUAAGAAUUAUUUUAAAUUUUUGUAAGAAUCAAGAAUGAAUAAUUUAAUUUAAUUGAUUA
This is a messenger RNA of Apis laboriosa (Himalayan honeybee), 3042 nucleotides long. RefSeq lists its product as uncharacterized. NCBI's taxonomy places the organism in Eukaryota, Metazoa, Arthropoda, Insecta, Hymenoptera, Apidae. The record is from RefSeq and is a predicted model, not a curated record. Bases 804 to 2753 code for a protein of 649 amino acids. The transcript has 13 exons.